Messenger RNA from Symbiodinium necroappetens, 5439 nucleotides. Lineage: Eukaryota; Dinophyceae; Suessiales; Symbiodiniaceae. The record is from the annotation of a GenBank genome assembly.
AUGAGCUGGUCUGCCUUGACCGAGCACUUGUUGCAGCUAGCUAACAAGACGGCAGAGCAGGCGUCGUACGUAGAUGCCAUGCGACGAGAAUCGGACGCAGCUCUCUCGACGACGCAAGAUGCUGAAGCAUGUUCGAGUUGCAGUGGAGCACCAGGGGAUCGCCAUGCAUUGCCAAACGAUGCCCCAUGGUGGGCAAAGCAGCUAGUGAGUCAUGCUGACGGUUUGGCUGGUGGGGUCAUGUUGAAGCAAUUCUCCGAGCCUGUGAAGCUGGUUUCUGGUUGCACAUGCAGCUUUGCAGAAGCCACCGUCCUGAAGAACCUGGGCAUCAACUUCAACUGCUUGUCGUGCUCUGACCCGUGUGACAGCUACCAGAAGUUUGCUUUAUUGAACCAUGGCGAUGUCAUUGAUCACUUCUACACUACGAUGGCGCAGCAAGCCCAGCACACAGGUUGUUUGCUGCAUCCACACUGCAAUCGUUGCCCGCUUCCGGAAGCUCCGGGCGAUGUGGAUCUUUUGUGUUUCGGCACCCCAUGCCCUCCUUUCAGCAAGCAGAGGGCUGGGCGCUUUAAGGAAGCCUCCCCAGCAGAUCACUCGGAUUUCCAGGUGACUUUCUCUGAGGCCCUCGAUCUUCUACAUGCAAUACAGCCUAAGGCUGCAAUCAUGGAGCAGGUGGGUGGAUUUGGCUUGUCGGGAGAGCCCAGCGGCGAGACUCCCAAGCAAAGGUUCAUGACAGAAUUGGCGGCCAAGUUUGUUGGCCUGCCCGGCUAUCGUGUGGUGGAGUGCCCGUUGGACAACAAGAUCUGGACCAAGCAGAACAGAGAGAGGUCAGCACGGAAAAAGUGCUGCUGGAUGGGUGGGUGGGUGGCUGUGGACGGGAUGGGCGGGUGCGUGGCAUUGGAGGGCGUCAUGCCAGAAGCGGAAGAAGAGCUGCCCGCCUCUGCAAGCGAACUCUUGGGCGAGGGCGAUGACUGGGCUCGUCUUUUGCAGCGCGCGCUUUCGCGGCCAGAGAGUCACAGGGAAGAGCCGAUCGACCAGCCUCUUGGACACAGCGGAGAAGAGCCGAUGGACCAGCCUCCCAGACACAGCGGGGUGGAGACUGCAUCAGUGCCUGACGGUGCAGAUGUUGACCUCGGAGAGAAUUGGCAAGGGCUUCUGGACAACGCCGUAGCUGCCGUAGCUGGCAAUGUGGCCGGAGCUGCUGAACCCAGCCACAGGAUGCGAUCUACCAGGGGCCGUCCGACUGGCAGCAAGCUUUUCUGGCGUGUCGUGGAUGAAAGGAACUUGCGUGUGCCACGCAAUCCAGAGCCAGCGCCUUCAGAGCCAGAGCAAGAGCCGUCACGACAGAGUGAGCAUGAAGCGGUCUCGCUACAUGCCCGACCGGAACAGCGGCUGGUGCCAGCAGUGGGGUCGUCUCUCCAACAGGAGUUGGCGACACAAAGCUCCGCGGCCAUGAACUGGGCUCGCCCACUGCUUGAGCGCCGAGAGAGGGAAAAUUGCGAGAGUGUCGACCGCAUGCUGUUCGCACCAGCACGCACGGUUGCAAGCUUUUCAUCUCUCAGUGAGAAGUGCGAGACAAGCCAGCAGCAGAUUUCAUACAGGGUUCGCCGUCUGGCCUGCAUCGUGUCGGAAGGAAGCAAGUAUCUCAUGGAGUGUAUGUUCGAGGAAAUCCUGUCGGCCGAAGCAAUGAAGAUCAUUGCAGUUUUCGAGAAGCGCAGAUACGAUGAAACACCCCUCCCUGUGAAGCUCGACAGCAAGAGAGCGAAAAUCAUGCAGACAGAAGUGACUCUGGGACUUCUCCUGGAAGACGUGGAGCGUGGCUCUCGCAUUUUCCUGCGAUUCCGCGUUCCAUCGCCGCUGAGGGCUUUGGAUGCCACAACAGCAGAAAAUAUCCGGGCACUUCUGCUAGAUGCGUGCUCUUUUCCUGGGUUGCAGCGGCUUGCUGCGCAAGCGAAGCAUCAUUAUAUUUUAGUCACAACGGACAGAUACGGUGCCAAUCUGGCGGCCGAGCGGAACCUAGAUUGUGAUCCCGGGUGGCCCAAGCCAGCAAAGGUCCACCUUCCUUGUGACGUUCACAAAGUCAGCCAGGCACAGACAGCCCAGCAUGAUCUAGUCGACAAUGAGAUCACAGGCAUGGUGGCAGCGGCAGUUUUGCUGGGUGAUUCUGGUGAAACAGUCCGCUUUCGUUCUUGCAUCAUGCAGGCCAUCGAAGAGUCACUAGAGAUUUGCUACGGCCCUGCCCCAACUGGGUUUGUGCGUGAGUACCAGCAGAAGGUGCAUGAUUUGUAUCUUGGCUUGCCACAGAAUGAUUCAGAAGAUUUCCGAAAGCGCAGAUUGUUGCAAAGAGCCAUAUUGAAGCACUUUUUCAAUGGGGAUCUGCAGUCCAACAAAAUCCAACACUGGACAAUGAAUCUGCAGCUGACUCGUGAGGAUGUGCUCGAACAGAUCAGAAAGUUUGCUAUGCGAAUGCUCUUGCCUGGACCAGCACCUAUCUUCCCGCGGCACCGCUGGACGAAUUGUGAUUUCACUGUAGACUUCUACGGCGUCCUCGCCAGCCACCACGGUUUGCUGGAGGCUGGUCUGAGGCUUUGGCUGCGCCUUCCACAAGGCUCCGCGCAGAACGGCGGGCAGCAGCAUGGGCAAACGUUGGAGGAGUUCUUGUUGCCGCAGCUGCCACCAGCUGCCUUGGGCACAGAGAACCCUCUUGAUCCUGAGGCAGACGACCCAGCGCAGCCAGACGCCCCACUUCCCUCAGAUGCCCCGGGUGUGACACCUCCGGACUGGGCUCAGGUGAACAGGUCGCUCAAAGCAAAAGUAACUGCUUGGGUGCAGAGUGUCUCGGCGACAGACUCCUUAGCCGGGCGGUUGGCCGUGGCUAGGAAGGGCAUUGGACCCGUGUGCCGUUUGAUGCGCAAGUUCCUGCGACUUGCUGGGCACGCGUGGGACGCGGAACAGGAGUGCAAGGCUGCCAGAGGCGAGCCACGAAGCUACAGGAUUCUGGAGGCGUGGGAGGGGCACGACCUGGACCAGUGCAUUGAGGCUUUGAUGCAGAUGCUGCAGGUGCCGGCCGACUUUGUGCCGUUGCAAGACAUGCGGUCAGGCAAGCGAACACUUCUUUUCAAGAUGGUAUUGCUGGUAUCCUGCAGAGCCUGUUGCCCUUACGCUCUGUUUGCGUGCAUGUACGGCGAAGAAUCUGCCAGGUUUUUCUAUGACUUGAAGCCAUGCCAGCGCGAUGCCUUGGCAGCGGCAUGGGUGCGAAGCUUUCCCGAUGCUCCUUCAAGCCAGUCUGAGUUGGCCCAGGACUUGCUCACUUCUCUAGCGCUUUUGCUAGACCUGGACAUCUCACAGAUCGAGUCGCAGCACGCGAGCAUCCGGCGAGUUCUGAUGGCCAGGAGUUGUCAGACGCAUCCAAUGGCUUUUCAAGACCUCUCCGCAGAUCUUACCAUCCGGCAAUUGGCCACGCAUGGAGAGAGAUGCCGCAUCCGCAGAGGCGCGGAUCCGGUGUUGCCCGAGCCACCUCGAAGGAUUUGGAUUGCUGCGGAGAAGAAAGGCCAGGCGAUGAACCGAGAACGCUGCAGGCAAUAUGCAGCAGAGUGGAGGGGCAUGAGCGAUGACGCCAAGGAGCCAUAUCGGGAGAUAGCUCGGGCAGAGCGACUGAGCAGAGACCUUGCUGGGUCGCUGCCAGUCCCAGCAGCACCCGAGCCCACUCAGCAGGACACAGCGACUUUGCCCCCACGAGUUGCUGAUGAGUCGGCGCUGGCUGUAGAACUGUCUGACUCUGUGGAAGCUGUCAUCGCGAAUGCGAAAACCCGCAUCAAGCAGACGCAGUUGGCCCGACGUGCUCGGGAGGCUGAGGAAUGCAGGACACUGGCUGCAUUCCACGCGGAGCACGUGGGCGAGAUAGAGAUCCCGUCUCUCGAGGCAUGGUCGCCAGGCGUGCAUGCUUGUGUCGGGGCUCCCAAUAUCGGUGCUUUUGAUCUCGAACUUCCAUGCGCCCGUCUGGCUCAGGCGCUGGAGCAUCGCUGGAUUUGUUCUGGCACAACGGGUACCGUGGCUAUGCGUCUUCGUCAACACUGGGAUAAGAUGCAUGCAAUGUUCCUUGCGGGCAACGCAGAUCCACUGCCUACAGAGGCCAGCAAUGAGAGUGAUUGGGCGGCUCUGCAAAGAAGGAUAUUGAUCCGGGAGGCACUUCAGACGUCUGAAAGUCCGAGCGCCUUCCAAGUGGCUCUGAACUCUGUGCCGCACGCGAAGCCUCGCAUUGAAAGUUGCUACCUUCAUAUGGGUUACAGUAACCUGCGCACCUGGGAUUUUGGCUUCUUGCAACUGGAGGUAGAGUCCGGACCAGAUGUCCAAGGUCAGCUGUGCAUGGUCGUUCCGGCGGACAACAAGCCAAUGCGCGCCCUUGAAGCCUUUGCACAUCUGAACUUACAACUGCCGGUUCUAGUCUCUUGGUACCGCCUCAGUGACGCGGAUGAGCCCUUGGGUGUCUUGGACAUGCUGCCCCGACGAGUGGAAAUCAUUCCUUUGCAGCUGCCAAGCCUGCGAGUCUGGAAAGGAGCCAGCCAAGAGGCGACAGAUCGGCAAGAACGACUUCGCCUGGCGCUGCUCCUGCUGCUGGUGAACGGUCUGCCCGAACUGCACGGAAUGGUCCAGAAGAUGCUGGUGGAGACUCUGAUGCUUCCUCCCGCAGCAGGCGCAGCAGAAGCCGUGGAUCAUCCCGCUCCAGCAAGAGCGGAAGCCAGAGCAGCAGCAGCAGCAGCAGUGACAGCAGUGGGCGGGGAGGGGGCGGAGAGCGAGAUUUGGUCGCUGCUUGGGCAGAGCUGCAGCAGGAGUUGUCCGCUGCAAGAAAUGACCACGCAGCAGAGGCUGCGGCAGCAGAUGCUGAUGUGCGUAGUGACCACAGUCUGCGAACAGAGGAUGCGAGUAUAUCCUCGUUGUCGGAAGAGACAUUGGCUGCACUCGAUGCAGCCGAGGGCAGCGAGGGCAUGGAUGCAGAGCUCACUUUGGAGGGCAGAGAAUCAGAGGAGAGCUCUUCGGAUGAUUCCGAUGAGUCUGCGGGCGUUGGUGCUGCAGCGCGACGACCGCCGGUUCCCCACACCAAGACUUUCAGUGGAGUGCCAGAGUUGGUUCUGGACGAGAGGCGACGUGCGCGGCAGUGGCUUGCAGAGUCUGUCGCCAGUGCCGACGAGUUUUUCGCUUUGGAAAGGGACAGAGGAGAUGACUCAGACGCGGUACUACUUCGCCCUGCUGAGAGCAGAUGUUUUCGAGGAGAUGGAUGCUGCCUUCAUGCUCAAGUGUGUACAGGCCAUUUGCCGACGGCAGAUGGAGCAUGGGCCGCAAGAGAUCGCAGACAUCAUCUUGGAUAGGACGCAGAGGAUGCAGUGUUUGCAGGAAGAGGCUUGUCCGGUUUGGGAGGGUUUCAAGUUUGUGUCGUUGUCGUAG